Silurus meridionalis is the source of this 1141-nucleotide messenger RNA. RefSeq names its product C-type lectin domain family 4 member E-like. The transcript has 6 exons. Bases 89 to 1018 code for a protein of 309 amino acids. The record is from RefSeq and is a predicted model, not a curated record. Lineage: Eukaryota; Metazoa; Chordata; Actinopteri; Siluriformes; Siluridae.
CAGGACAAACAGUUUACACAAAGUAAAGAGUAAAGACCAAAGAAACAUGAAUCACUGUAAUGAGAGCUAUGUGAAAUAAGUGACAACUAUGGUGGAUUCUGUAAACCAAGGGAAGGGGACAUACAAUGAAUUAGAACCUCAAGAAGAUUUCACUGGAGAUGUUCAUCCUCUAUAUUCAAAAAUGACCAGGUUUACUGUUAGAGAUGAACUGAGAUCUAGGCCCUAUCGACUAUCAGCUAUAAUUCUUGGAGUCCUAAGUGCUGUAUUUCUUUUUAUUAUAAUAGGACUGAGUGCCUAUAUUAACAAGGUGAAUGACAAACAUGACAUCUUGUCUCUCAACUCAUCAAUCAUCAGCUCUCAACUUGCUCGGCUGCAGUCAGACCACAAAAGCCUGACUGAGUCUAAAAAUGCACUUCAGAACAAGCAUGAUGAAGAUGUAAAGCUGAUCAAAUCACUGCAGAUAAAUAUGCGCAGAGAGACAAACUCGAAGAAUGAGCUAAACUCACAAAAACAGAAAUUAGAAGAAGAUAAAAGAAAACUGCAGUCUCAACUUUCACAUCUUGAAGAAAACUGUGGUAAGUGCUUACCCAACUGGGUGCUGAUGAACAGCACAUGCUUUUACUUUGCUGUUUCUGCAUCGACUCAACGCAAAGGCUGGAACGGGGGCAGGGAUGACUGCAAGAAAAAAGGAGCUGACUUAGUCGUCAUAGACUCAAAGGAGAAACAGGAGUUCAUUGUAGAGAGUUUAAAAGCUCUUCGGUACAACCUACCAUUCAGUUAUUAUAAUGGAUUUUGGAUAGGACUGAAAGACGAACAUGCGGAAGGGCACUGGAAAUGGCUAAAUAAUAACACACUGACAGAAAGGUACUGGAUGGACGGGGAGCCAAAUGAUGACUUGGGCAUAGAGGAUUGUGCAGCAGUGUAUCCUACUAAUAAUCCAAUGAAGUCCUGGAAUGAUGCACCAUGUUCACACCCACUAAAAUGGAUCUGUGAGAAGGAAAUAGAUGAAACACCCUAGGAUCUUCAAUUAACCACCAUUAUCAUGUUUGCCAAUUGUUGUAAGCUAAUAAUUCAUAGAAAAACAUUUAUUUUUACACAAUCUCUCUGGCUCUCUCUCUCUCUGUCUAUAUAAUUUUCUUUC